Messenger RNA from Lycium ferocissimum, 1792 nucleotides. Its product is annotated as TOM1-like protein 5. Gene Ontology annotation, biological process: protein transport to vacuole involved in ubiquitin-dependent protein catabolic process via the multivesicular body sorting pathway. The record is from RefSeq and is a predicted model, not a curated record. The transcript has 10 exons. NCBI's taxonomy places the organism in Eukaryota, Viridiplantae, Streptophyta, Magnoliopsida, Solanales, Solanaceae. Bases 382 to 1584 code for a protein of 400 amino acids. Gene Ontology annotation, molecular function: phosphatidylinositol binding; ubiquitin binding.
AGAGUGAGUUCUAAAUGCAAUAGUUGAAACUUGUCAUUGAAUAAGUCAUUCUAGAUUGCACGCUCAAUUCUUCAUGCGCCAGUAGACGAAGAUUCUUCCAAAAUUGGUUCACUUUGGCAACUUUUCGUUUGUUCAAAUGCUCCAACGUACAAGUUAAACUUCAACAGGUUACAUGUGCAUUUCAAAGACAAGUUCAAACCUGCAAAGUGUAUAUGUGUUGGAGCUACAGUGAGCUUCUGGAUGCUUAUAUGAAUGCAAUUGAGAAAAUAAGCAGAGUGGAUAAUUGUCACUCAUUUGGCAUGAAACUGAAAUGGACCAUAUUAGGAGAUUGGCUAGAUUAUUGGAGACAGUUUUUGUUUGCCGAGCUGGAAAAUCAGUGGGAUGGCGGUAGAGCUUGUUAACUCUGCAACAAGUGACAAACUCACUGAAAUAGAUUGGACGAAAAAUAUUGAAAUAUGUGAAUUGGUUGCAAGUGAUCACAAGCAAGCUAGAGAUGUUGUUAAAGCUAUAAAGAAACGGUUGGGAAGUAAAAGCCCGAACUCACAACUCUUCUCAGUAAAUUUGCUGGAAAUGUUGAUAAACAAUAUCGGAGAACCUGUUCAUAAGCAGGUUGUUGAUACAGGAAUCCUUCCAAUACUUGUAAAGAUAGUAAAGAAAAAGUCAGAUCUACCCGUACGAGAGAAGAUAUUUCUUCUUCUAGAUGCUGCACAGACUUCUCUUGGCGGAGCUUCCGGGAGGUUCCCCCAGUAUUAUGCUGCAUAUUAUGAGUUAGUGAGUGCAGGCGUGGAGUUUCCUCAAAGAUCUCUUGUCUCCUCCGAACCGCAUGCUCUGUCAAAUGAGAAUAAAAAUAAUCAACGAGACAACAAUCAUGUCUCUUCUAGAUGUGAAGUAAAAUACCCACAAGCAGAGCCUCAAAAAGUUCCCGACAACAGUAUCCUACAGAAGGCUGCCGCUGCUCUAGAGGUUCUAAGAGAAGUCCUUGAUGCUGUCGACACUCAGCAUCCUGAGGCAGCAAAGGAUGAGUUCACGCUUGAUCUUGUGGAGCAAUGUUCAUUUCAAAAGCAACGAGUGAUGCAUCUUGCUAUAAGUUCUCGGGAUGAAAAGGUGGUCUCCCAAGCUGCGGAGCUGAACGAGCAGCUUGAUAGAGUUCUUAAAAGACAUGAUGCACUUCUUUCUGUUAGGCCAACCUCCACGUCAAAUCCACAUGAUCACGGGCAAUCAGAAGAAGAGGAGGAGCCUGAUCAGCUUUUCCGAAGAAUAAGAAAAGGAAAAGCUCGGCUACAGCCGGAAGAUGAAGGCAGCCAAGUAGAACGUCCUUUUGGGUUGCUAGGAUCUGCAGUUCCAGAGGGUAUGCUACAUCGUCCACUUAUAAGGCCAGUGGUUACGGAGCAGAAGCAAGAAAAUGACAUUGGAAAAACAGGUGUUGCAAUUCCUCCACCACCUGCAAAACAUGCUGAGAGAGAAAAGUUCUUCCAGGAAAACAAGUCUGAUGGUUCUACAGUGUCUGGUCAUAUGAGGGGCCUCUCCAUACAUAGUCGCAACGCCAGCAGCUCACGCAGUGGCAGCAUUGAUUUCAGUGAAUAAUAUGCUUUCUUAUGUUUAUCCCUUUUCUUACUUGAAGUUUCUUUCACCUGUAUCAAGCUUUUCUUCUUGAGUGCUGUUUAUGUUAUGUGGAUUUUGUGGGGAGAGGGUUGGAGUUUGUCAUCAUUCGUAUAUGCUAGUUUAAAGUUCCCUGGAUAGUCUGUCAAGACUUGAGAAUUAAAUAUUUUUGAUAUACAUGGAUUUUGUUAAA